GGCGGCGCGCGGAGCGAGCACACUGCGCAGUCGGCCUCGAGCUCCGGGCGGCGCGCGCGCAGACACUCCGCGGUGAAAGGACGCAUGACUCACACCGACGCUAGACAUGAACGAGUACGCCGAAUACGACUGGAGGUUGCACCAGAUGCAAAAUGAACGCCUCUGUGACGUGUCCAGGAAGCGGCUCACGGACGGCGACAGACAACGGGCUCUCGACGGCCUCAAGGAAGCCGUCGACUCGAGCCUAAACUUGGCCCUUCGCGACAAGAGUCGCUGUCAAGACGACAACUUCCUUCGGCGGUUUCUGUACGCGCGGAAACACGAUGUGCAACAAAGUUUUGAACUGUUAGUGCGGUAUCAUCAGCACCGGCGAGAGCAUCCCGAGCUGUGGGCGUCUGCGGACGGCGGCGUGCUGCGCGCGCUAGCGGACGGCCUGCCCGGCGUGCUGGCGCAGCGCGACCGCCGCGGCCGCUGCGUGCUGCUCAUGUUCGCCUCCAACUGGACGCCGCACGCCUGCCCGCUGCUCUCUGUCUUCAGAGCUCUGUUGCUCACCCUCGAACGCACUCUCGCCGAAGUACAAAACCAAGCCAACGGAUACGUAAUCAUCGUGGAUUGGACUGAGUUUACGUUCAAGCAAUCGUGCAGUUUGCAAGCGAAAAUUUUGAAAAUGAUGAUCGACUGCCUGCAGGACUGUAUGCCGGUGCGUUUUAAGAGCAUACACUUUAUAGGCCAGCCGUGGUACGUGGAGACGGCUCUGGCCGUUAUCAAACCGUACCUAAAAGCGAAAACGCGGGAAAGGAUAGUGCUGCACGGGAACAAUCUGUCGACGUUGCACGACGCGUUGCCUUUGGACAUUUUGCCCGCGGAACUGGGAGGCGAAGGGCCGUCGUACAACUCGGAGCACUGGCUGCAAGAGUUCGGUCGUUGUGAGAAUAUAGAUUCGAAACCUGUACCGGUGGGUGUAGCGCCGCCGGCCCCGCCGCCCGAGAACGAUCUUCCUACGGCGAAACUCGACAAAGCCUACAAACAAAAGGACAGUCCGAACUUUUCGUUUCACGGCAACGAAAAGAGUGCAAAGUCAGAAUUGCUUCGGGACAAAGAUUGACUCCAUUGUGUUGUGAUGAGAAACCAGCGUGAUUGCAUUAGACAGUUGUGUCUGGACGCCGUCGGGGCGUGUCGGCGCGUUACUUGUGCGCUGCGAGGACGUGCAUUGCAUUUUGUGAUAUCGAGUGUAUUAGUAAUUUAUUUUUAGAAUGCAUUGUAAAGGUAAUACCAAAUUCGGAAAUGUUAGCCAUGGAAUAUGACGUAAAACUUGAAUGACAAGUUUUUGUAAUUCUUUAUCCGUGGUUGUGAGUUCGUUAGCGACCUCGACCUUUGCAAUGAGUAAACCAGGCAUUGCAAUGGUGGGAGCCUCUUAUAUACAAUAUCAAUGGCUGGGCUAUUCAUCCCCAGUACUCGUCCAGCCGGUCAAUUCAGUAACUUUCACGUAAGUUAGCUACCUAAUAGAAUUAACAUCAAAUCAAUAACAACCGAAAUUUUCGUAUUCCGUUAAGCCCAUUGCUGGAUGGAAUAAAUCCAGCGGGAACCUACACCGGAGGGACCCACGCACAACGGCCAAUCAAAUGGCUAAGUGCGGAAACGGCCCAGAAUAAAGAAGAAGAAGAAGAAGCCCAUUGUUAACAAAAAUCACGAUUUCAACUGCAAAAUGUCAUUUUCCUACUCUAUGAUAUCCACGAACGAUUGUCAGUAGGCACCGGAUGUUGAUGAUGAUUAAAUACAUAGUGAAUAUGUGACUAAAGAAUUACUAACAAUAGCUUGUUGGUAAAUAACGUCAAAGUUAGUGAAUUGACCUGCACAGCGCGAGUGUGUGUAACGGUUUUGCGCUUUGAAUGUCAAAAGAGUUCAUUUAAACAUAUUCCAAAUGCACAGAUAAGACACAAAGUUUCAUAAUGAUGAAUUUUAGAAAAAUAAAUUACGCUUCUUGUAUAUUUGCGAGGCUUGUUGCGCAUUUACUAUUAUUUAAGGAAGUUGUGAGUUUUUUGUGCGUACCCAUGUUGUAGAUGAAUAGGAAAAUAAUCUUAGAUAGAUAGUUAGGUACGGAAAGAAUCGUGUCUGGAACGAAUCCAUCUUAUAACUUAAGUUGAACGACCGAAUGCUUGGGGCAUUCAGAAUUAUUUCAUUUUUUAUGCUUACUUUAUUAUGACAAGCGUUCAGUUGAUUUGCCACACACGAUGCACGAAUCAUAUAAAAUAAAAAUGUUUCUCUACCAUUGACUAGCUUAUAUACCUUUAAAUGAUUCAUGUUAGUCAUGAUAUGAAUAUCGUAUUUCCGUAUAUAAAUGGUGCUAAUUUCCUUAACGCUAUCUGUACAGUAAAUUGUGUUUUCCAAUCAAAAUGGCACCACGUGACUGAAAGUCGUGUCAUCUUUUUCCAUAAAGAACACGAAGAAAAGGAUGACACUAUUUUUGGACCAAUUAUUUUAUUUUAUAGUUUGAGUACACUAUAUAUCUGCUAAUGCUUUAGUGUGAGUGGAUAUAUUAGUUGAACGCUUUGAUCUAUGUUAUCUGAAAAAACAGUAUUAUAAAUAACUAGCUGCCGCCGCGCGGUUUCACCCGCGUGGUUCCCGUUCCCGUAGGAAUACAGGGAUAAUAUAUAGCCUAUAGCCUUCCUCGAUAAAUGGGCUAUCUAACAAUGAAAGAAUUUUUCAAAUCGGACCAGUAGUUCCUGAGAUUAGCGCGUUCAAUCAAUCAAACAAACAAACAAACAAACAAACAAACAAACAAACUCUUCAGCUUUAUAAUAUAUUAUAAAUAAUUUUCAAUCUAUGAUCAAAACUAUUAAGUUAUUAGUUCGUUAAAUUAAACAAAUCUCUCUCAUUUCGCACACGGUAUGCUCUCUUGGAAUUAACUUAUUUAAUUAUGUACAAGAAUGUAUAUGUAUAUGUACUUGAUCCGUCCAUUAUACGAAAUGAAUUUAGGUGAGCAGGUUUCAACUGUGACAUUGGACUUCGUAACGCUGCAGCUGUGUUUUUUAAAAGUUAUAAAACUUUUUAGCGAUACAACUAAGCAAAUAAGGUGUUGAUAUAGCAAAACAGUAAGUGGCAAACACUUAGAUUUUUGUAGUAAAACAAAAAUGUAUACAAAAGCAUCAUUUUUGAUACUACUUUAUAGUUAUCUAUUAACUACGAAACAAUCGACUAGAUCUUCAUUUGAAAUGUAAUUUUUGUAAUAAGUCUUAGUUGUCCUGAAAAGCGUAAUGCGUAGUUAGGUAUAUAGGUAAAUAGAAAAAGAAAACAAUUGUUCACUUUUCAAUACGAAUCUAAAUACAAUGCACAGUUUCAAUGUCGAAUGACCUAAACGGAUGGUGAUUGUUUUUUGUCUCCACAUUAACAUUUACCUAUUGUAGAAAGGUCAAUCUCAACUACUUGUGAAUAUUAUUGAUAUGAAUAAUGUGCUAUUCUUCCAAAUCUGAUAUUAUUGACUUGAAUAAAUGUAAAGACAAACGAGAAA
Molecule: messenger RNA, 3508 nt
Organism: Bicyclus anynana (squinting bush brown)
Lineage: Eukaryota; Metazoa; Arthropoda; Insecta; Lepidoptera; Nymphalidae
Product: clavesin-2-like
Exons: 1
Coding region: 107-1105 (332 amino acids)
Cellular component (GO): membrane
Molecular function (GO): phosphatidylinositol bisphosphate binding
Source: RefSeq, a predicted model, not a curated record